UUACUGUAUCAUAGACAUGACAUGUCCUAUUUAUGUCGAAGUAUGUCCUGGUUAAUGACUAAUGAUUUCCAUGACAUAGAUGAGGUACAGGUACUUCAUACAUUGAUGUAUAGUGAUGUUUGUCCACUUUGUCCAACUGUUAAAGUAUCACCCCUCCCCUGUACUUCACAGUUUAUUAGCCAGGCCAUAGAUAAAGCUAUUAAUAAUGAACAGCCCAGGGGAGGUUGUAACUGUUAACAACCUCUUGCCUAUAAAACGAUCACAGGAUACGUGAGCAGCGUGUGUGCAUCGCGGCGCCCAUGGAAACAGAAGGAGAGCAGCAUGUUUUUUCAGAGGAUGAGUGUAAAAGGAGAUGGAAGAAUCUCAGGGACACAUUUAUUAAGGAGAGAAAGACAAUGAGAGAAAAGAAGAGUGGUGCAGGGGCAGAACAAAAGACAAUGUGGAGGUAUUUCUCAAUCAUGAGUUUUCUAGACCCUCAUGUCAGAGAGAGGCCCACUUCCUCCAACAUGUCCCAGUCCCUACAAGAGAGACCCUCUACUCCCCAGGUUACCUCAGCACCCCUGGCUACUCAGUCAUCAUCAUCUGGUACCCCAUCUGACACAGAAACAUCAUGCUACCCCAGGUGUUGAAAGUGCUAAACCAGUCUCCAGAUGAGGAUGAGCUAUUUCUUUUGAGUCUGGCCCCAUGCCUCAGAAAGCUGUCAAGUGAAAAGAGGAGUGAAUUAAAAAUCGAACCACCAGAGGAGCCCCAGGCACACUCGGGCACAAAUCAGCAUCGAAGUUCUGCAGCACUGCAGGGGUCACUAGUCCAGGAUUUAGCUGAACCUCUCCGGAGAGCAGAAUCAGCUUGAAGAGGAGACCUGUUAUUCUUGGAAAUGGGGUGGCAGAUGACCGGUCCACUGGAGGAGUGUCAACUGGCAAUAAACCAUCCUUUAUCUCAAUUUCAAUCACUUGUCCAGUUUUCCACAUAUUGAAUUCUCUGGCCAGACAGUCACUUACAGGCAAUAGGCUACAGCAAUGAGUGCCAACUGAGGUCCAAAGAGCACUCCGAGAAACACAGCCCAGGUGUUUUUGCUGAUGAACUUUGCAUUGCACUAGACGCAGGUUUUGACAGGCAUGCUCUGUGGUACAAUAAACAGCCUCGGAGGACAGUCCUAUGUAGCAAUCCCAUCCAGGAUCCCGGUAGCCAGAGCGUAGAAGCUCCUCUUAAGCCCCUCAGCACCGGCCCGGUGCACCUGGAACCUCCUCUCGACCUCAGCGGGGAGAAGAGGUCGCCAUCCGAUCCAUGUGGCCAAGACCGUUUCCUUCGAUGUUGAGAUGGGUGUACAGAUGGUCUUACUUGAUGUUUAAUCUGAUGUUUAUGUUUGAAAGCCUGGUAGCAGAGUCGGCAGGGGGAUGAGCUGAGCUGUGGAUAUCAGAAAUGUUCAUUUUGACUUGGAAGAAUUCUGCAAUAAAUAUCCAGUCUAGCUAUUAAAUGUUAAAACGGCUUGCCAUAGAUGCCAGCAAACUACGAGCUAGCCAAACUAACGUGAGCUAUUUAAAUGAACUGGUAAAAAGGCGGCUCACACAGAUAGAUUGGUCUCAAGAUUAACAGUCUGAAUAACACAUGAAACAGGUGCAAACAAUUAAGAUAGUUUGGCACCGAAAAUGUAGUUUAGCAAGUCUCUAAAAUAUCAUUUCAUAUGACAUAUCAUAUGAUGAAAAUAUAAAGUAUGAACAUUUGAAACAUAAAAUUAUUAAUUAUCCCAGACCGUGCAGAGGGACACACUUUAAGACAGUGAAAUCCUCAUCAAUCUGUGUUGUUCCCACGCCACCCGCUACGCCACUAGAUGGCAGUGUUGCACUAUUUUAUAUAAUUUAACCAGGCUUAUUCUACUCUGUUAUACAUAUAUGGUGUGUUGCAUAUUCUUAAUUAAAUAAAUUAGUUAAAUCAAUUGACUUCACUGCUACACUGCACUUCCUCUGACAGUAAAGACAGGCUGCUCACCUGGACUUUUUAUUUCCAUUUUAUCUAUCUAUCUAUCUAUCUAUCUAUCUAUCUAUCUAUCUAUCUAUCUAUCUAUCUAUCUAUCUAUCUAUCUAUCUAUCUAUCUAUCUAACCAACCAGCAGAGGGUGCGCUCGUUUCCUGAAGCGCACCAAGGCGCGCUGCUGACAGCUGGGUGGAGUUGGUUGGUGAUGGGAUGCGGACUUGUACAAGAAAAGUCCCCCUGCUUCGGAUUUUACACUUCAUACACACACACACACGCUCUCUCUCUCUCAGCUGCAGGACCCAUCAACACAAUCAACAAGCUGUCAAUGUUCCGGACUUGGAGAUGUCGCUCAUAAUCCACAUUUUAACAACGUUGGCACUGUUGUGUCCCGUCAGGGCGCAGCUGCCGGAGUUCGGGGAUGUUUGCACGGAAGGCAGCUGCUAUCCCGCCACAGGUGACCUGCUGAUCGGCCGGGCGCAUAAACUCGUCGCCUCCUCCACCUGCGGCCUGGAGAAGCCGGAGCGUUUCUGCAUCGUCGGACAUCUGGAGGAAGAGAAGAAAUGUUUCGUGUGCGACUCCAGGCGGAUGUACGACGAGGACAGCAACACCGUCAGCCACACCAUCGAGAACGUGGUCACCACCUUCGGCCCCAACCGCCUCAAGACCUGGUGGCAGUCGGAGAGCGGUGUGGAGAAUGUGACCAUCCAGCUGGACCUGGAGGCUGAGUUUCAUUUCACACACCUUAUCAUGACCUUCAAGACGUUUCGACCGGCUGCCAUGGCGAUCGAGCGGUCCAUGGACUUUGGGAAGACGUGGCAGGUUUACCGUUACUUCGCCUACGACUGCGAGGCCUCCUUCCCCGGCGUGUCGUCGGGACCGAUAGUCAAAGUGGACGACAUCAUGUGCGACUCACGUUACUCGGACAUCGAACCAUCCACAGAGGGAGAGGUGAUAUUUCGGGUGCUGGACCCCGCCUUUGAGAUUGAGGACCCGUACAGCCUGAGGAUACAGAACAUGCUGAAGAUCACAAACCUCCGAGUCAACUUCGUAAAGCUCCACACGUUGGGCGACAAUCUGCUCGACUCCCGCGACGAGGUGACGGAGAAGUACUACUACGCCCUCUUCGACAUGGUCGUCCGCGGCAACUGCUUCUGCUACGGCCAUGCCUCCGAGUGCGCCCCGAUGGAUGGAGCCCCUAUAGGAGCCGAGGGAAUGGUCCAUGGCCGCUGUGUGUGUAAUCACAACACCAAGGGACUGAACUGUGAACACUGUCAAGACUUCUACCACGAUUUGCCUUGGAGACCUGCAGAGGGACGAAACACCCACGCCUGCAAGAAGUGCGAGUGUAACCAUCACUCCACCUCGUGUCACUUCGACCUCGCCAUGUACAUGACGACCGGGAACGUGAGCGGUGGCGUGUGCGACGACUGCCAGCACAACACGAUCGGCCGACAGUGCGAGCAGUGCGCACCCUUCUUCUACCAGCACCCCAAUAGAGACCUGAGGGACCCCAACGUAUGCGAACCGUGUAACUGUGACCCAUCCGGGUCUCUGCAGGGGGGAAUAUGUGACGCGAGGACGGACGUGGCAGCCGGGCUGAUCUCAGGCCAGUGUCGGUGCAAAGGCAACGUGGAGGGAGAGCGCUGCGACCACUGCAGACAGGGACACUAUGGACUGGGACAGGGACCGCAUGGCUGCCUGCCUUGUACCUGUAACCCGCUGGGCACGCUGCCUGGAGGAAACCCUUGUGAUUCAAACACAGGAAGGUGCUUCUGCAAACGCCUCGUCGACGGACAUAACUGCGAUCAGUGUCAGCCGCAGCACUGGGGUCUGUCCAAUGACAUGGAUGGCUGCAGACCAUGUGACUGCGACCAGGGCGGGGCUGUCAACAAUAACUGUGACCCUCAUUCAGGACAGUGUGUGUGCAGGGAGCACAUGUUCGGACGACGCUGCAACAAGGUCGAGUCCGGCUUCUACUUCAUCACUCUGGACCACUACACCUACGAGGCUGAGGACGCCACGCACGGACCUGGUGUGACGGUGGUACCGAGGCCUUAUCCUCUGGAUCGUAGUCCGACGUGGACCGGUAUGGGCUUUGUUAAUGUGCCAGAAGGAGCCUACUUAGAGUUCACCAUCAACAACAUCCCAGAGUCCAUGGACUAUGACCUGCUUAUUCGUUACGAGCCGCAGCUUCCAGAGCAGUGGGAGCAGGUGAACGUCCGAGUGCAGCGUCCCGUCUUGAACGAUCCAAACUACUCCGGUCACUGCAGCAACUCCAUCCAGAGCGGAGACGAGCAGUCCGUCUCUCUGCCACCUGGAUCCAGACACGUGCUGCUGUUGAGGCCGGUGUGUUUCGACAAAGGACUGAACUACACGGUCCGUCUCAGCCUGCCGCUCUACUCGUCAGUCAGCGACGUCCAGAGCCCGUACACGCUCAUCGACUCUUUGGUGCUGAUGCCCCGGGUCAGGGAGCUGGACAUGUUCCAUGGGAUAGAAGGUGAAGGAGCGUGGGAUACGUUCCAGCGCUACCGAUGUCUGGAGACCAGCCAGAGCGUCGUUAAGAGCCCCAUGACCGACAUCUGUAACGACUACAUCUUCAGCGUCUCCGCUCUGCUGCACAAAGGAGCCAUGGCGUGUCAGUGCGACCCUCAGGGUUCGCUCAGCACCGUGUGUGAGUCCAGCGGAGGUCAGUGUCAGUGUCGACCCAACGUGGUCGGCAGGAACUGCGAUCACUGCGCCCCGGCCACCUUCCUGUUCAGCCCCGCCGGCUGCAGACCUUGCGACUGUGAUCCUCGGGGAUCUGUCACCGCCUUCUGCCACGAGGCGACCGGCCAGUGUGACUGCGUCCCCGGGGCCACAGGGCGCCAGUGUGCCCACUGCCUGCCGGGCUUCUGGGGCUUCCCUCAGUGCCGACCGUGUCACUGCAACGGCCACAGCGAGUACUGUCACCCUCAGACCGGAGAGUGUCAGGGCUGCCGAGACUUCACCACCGGACACCACUGUGAGAGGUGUCUGGAUGGUUACCACGGAAACGCAGAGUUGGGUUCAGGUGGCCACUGUCGCCCCUGUAUGUGCCCCGACGGGCCGCGCAGUGGACGCCAGUUUUCUGACAGCUGUUACCUUCUGGAGAACACUAACCAGCUGGUGUGUGUGUGCAGCCCUGGUUACAAAGGCGCCAGGUGUGACGAGUGCGCUCCGGGUUACUUCGGGAACCCUCUGGUACCCGGCGGGCGCUGCCUGCCCUGCCAGUGUAACAACAACAUCGACAUGCACGACCCGCAUUCCUGCGACGCUCGGACGGGUGCGUGUCUCACAUGCCUGUACCACACGGAGGGCUACGCGUGCCAGCACUGCAAACUGGGUUACUACGGCAACGCUGCCACACAGAGCUGCAGGAAGUGCAUGUGUUACUCGAUGGGCACGGCGCCUCAGGCCUGCUCCUCCCCAGACGACUGUCAGUGCGACCGGUACAGCGGCCAGUGCUCCUGCCAGCCCAACGUGAUCGGUCAGAACUGUGACCGAUGCGCCCCGGACACGUGGAACAUCGCCAGCGGGACGGGCUGCCAGCGCUGCGACUGCGACCCCCUCCAUUCCUUCGGACCUUCCUGCGAUUUGGUCACAGGACAGUGUACCUGCAAACCUGGUUUUGGUGGCAGGACGUGUCGGGAGUGUAAAGAGCUCUUCUGGGGGGAUCCAGAGGUCAAAUGUCACGCUUGUGACUGCGAUCCUCGGGGAAUCUCCAGCGAGCAGUGCCAUCGCGCCACAGGACAGUGUACCUGUGUGGAGGGCGCGUCCGGCCCGCGCUGCGACAAGUGCGCCCGAGGCUACCACGGGGAGUUCCCCGCCUGUGAACCUUGCCACGAGUGCUUCGCCAUCUGGGACACUGUGGUCGGCGAACUGACCAAUCAAACGAAGCGUCUGGAGGCCCAAGUGAAAGAGCUCCAGACCAGCGGGGUGACGGCGCCGUAUAGAGAUCUAGUCAGCAGCCUGGAGAGAAACGCCAAAGCUCUGAGAGAAAUAGUAGAGAGCAACCCAGUGGCGGUGAAGCUGGAGCAGACGCAGGAGCUGAUGCAUCAGAUCACGGGUGUGAUGUCAUACCUGAAUGGAAAGCUGAACACGACGGAGGAGAACCUGAACCUUCUCCACAGCAAGGCAAACGCCACAGACGCCAACUUGGACGAACUGACGGACGAGGCGAACCAGCUGGAUCAGAACGUUAAGGAGCUGAGACAGCAGGUGUUUGACGCCAAGAACGCCAACAUCCAGGGUGCCAUGGACACCAUCGCAGCGGCGCACACACAGUCCAGGAUGGCAGAGCGCAGCGCCAACGCCUCCACCAGUGAUCCCGACAACACGGUGGAGCAGUCGGCCGCGGUACGGAAAGCCACGGAGGACAAACUGAGCAGCAGUCAGAAGGAGUUUGACCGCAAGCACCAAAGAAACUCGCAGAAGCUGGACAAACUGGGCAAUGAGCUGGAUAAGUUUGACCUGUCGCCUCUUAGCGAGAAGACAUGCGGCGCUGCAGCUGAAGGUGACGGCUGCUCCGGCUCCCCCUGCGGCGGGUUGGGCUGCGUCGGCGAGGACGGAGAGCAUCACUGCGGAGGAGAAGGAUGCGGAGGCCUCGUCACAACCUCCCAAACUGCUUUAAAAUCAGCCAAAGAUCUGGACCAGGAGAUCCUUGCGGCAAUGCAGGAGGUGGAUAAGCUCUCCAGGAUGGUGUGGGAAGCCACUACCCGCGCAAACGAGGCCAAGGCGAACGCCCAGGAGGUGCUGAUCAAAUCCAACCGGAGCAAAGAGAGAGUGGAGCAGAGCAACGAGCAGCUCCGCAACCUCAUCAAAGAGAUACGAGACCUGCUCACCAAUGACAAAGCCAACGUGUCCGUGAUCGAGGCGGUGGCCAACGAAGUGUUGGCUCUGGAGAUGCCGACCUCGUCAGAGAAGCUGCAGGAGCUGACGAAGGAGAUCAAGGAGAAGGUCGGCACUCUGACCAGCGUGGAGACCAUCCUCAGUCAGAGCGCUGAUGACAUCCACGCCGCAGAGACGCUGCUGAAGCAGGCGAAGGCUGCCAGUGAGCAGGCGACCAACAUGAAGGAGACAGCAGACGUUGUGAUGGCGGCCCUGAAGGAGACUGAGCGCGCUCAGGCCAUCGCCAUGGACGCCAUCCAACAGGCCGAGAACAACACUAUGGGCACGAAGGAACUGCUGAACUCUGUGGAGUCGGAGACGGCCGAGUCGGAGCUGAAGCUGAGUAACACCACAGGUCGUCUGCUUCAGCUGGAGAGGGACGUCGGCCUGCUGAGGCAGAACGACCUGGAAGUGAACCGUAUGGCGGACGCGGCCGAUUGGAUCACAGACCAGGCCAGACAGAACGCGGAGGAGGCGCAGCAGGAGUUUGACGCGGAGGUGAAAGAUAAAUUCGAGGAGAUGGAGGACCUGGUGGGGGAUAAAGGGGAGUCGGUGCUGCAGGCGAGGAGGAGAGCGGACGAACUGCAGCGGGAGGCCAGAGAGCUGCUGGCCCAGGGCAGCAGCAAGCUGCAGAGACUCGGAGAGUUGGAGAGCUCCUACGAGGAACACCAGCGCAUUCUGGAGGCCAAAGCCGCGGAGCUGGCAGAGCUGGAGCAAACGGUCCGCCAGAUCCUGGCAGAGAUCAGCUACAAAGUGACGCUGUACAGCACCUGUCUGUGAUGCUCCGACACACGUCACUGCACCUCCUCGCUGCCCUCGAGUGUACUGGCUGGGACCUUAAUAGUGCCAAAAUACUGCUCCCAGAUGAUCCCCACCUCCCCACCCCCCGAGUGUUUUACAGCUAAUAGAGCCAAACAUCGUAAUAUGUUUGACACUUUUAGAGGCUCUGACAGUGUCAAACACAUUAUAUAUAUCACUGACUCAGAGCCAAAUGUUUUGACGGUGUGCGAGCCAGCUGUUUUACACCCAAGUGUACCGGACAGCUGUGCCAAGAAGGAGUUUUUAACAAAUGGAAACAAUUUCAUAAGAGAGUAUUAAAGCUGAAGUAACGAGUCCCAAAGGAAACCACUAAAAGCCAACGUGACCUCAGUGCUAGAAAACCAAGAAUAUGUAGGAAAUAUAAAACGAUUUAGCUGUAUAAGCUACUGCCAUAUUUAACUCUAUGACUGAACAUAUUAGAUACAGAUAUGAAAGUUUUAUAUGUAUUUCAUAAGCCCAAAGAUACUGUAUGACAGACUGUCUGGACCAAAAAAGUGUUAAGUUUAAUGGUGCUGCGACUACAAAGAAAUAAAGUUUGAUUACAAAAAAAAAAAAUACACAAACAUCUCAGUUGGACUUUUUUAUUUCUCUUUUGAGUGACUCAUUUUUCCAAAGCUGUAUGUAAUAUUUGACAAGGAGUUCAUGAAGUUAAAGCUGCUUAAUCAAUACUUUUGAUGUUAUUAAUGAAUCAAAUGAAUGUGAAAAGUGUCGAUAAUAAUGACAAAAUCAAACAUUUCGACACAGAUUUUCAUAAAACCUCCUAUUUAGCAUUUAUAAGCAGCAUAUAAACACUUAAAAUAUUGUUUAUAACACACUA
Molecule: messenger RNA, 8511 nt
Organism: Thunnus maccoyii (southern bluefin tuna)
Lineage: Eukaryota; Metazoa; Chordata; Actinopteri; Scombriformes; Scombridae
Gene: lamb1b
Product: laminin, beta 1b
Exons: 34
Coding region: 2181-7655 (1824 amino acids)
Biological process (GO): substrate adhesion-dependent cell spreading; basement membrane assembly; cell migration
Cellular component (GO): laminin trimer
Molecular function (GO): integrin binding; extracellular matrix structural constituent
Source: RefSeq, a predicted model, not a curated record